Messenger RNA from Lolium rigidum, 795 nucleotides. Its product is annotated as probable aquaporin TIP5-1. The coding region runs from base 1 to 795 and encodes 264 amino acids. The transcript is spliced from 3 exons. The record is from RefSeq and is a predicted model, not a curated record. Gene Ontology annotation, molecular function: water channel activity. Gene Ontology annotation, cellular component: membrane. Gene Ontology annotation, biological process: transmembrane transport; water transport. NCBI's taxonomy places the organism in Eukaryota, Viridiplantae, Streptophyta, Magnoliopsida, Poales, Poaceae.
AUGGCGUCCAACCUCCGUCUGCAGAUGAAGCACUGCUUCUCGCCGCCGUCCCUCCGCUCCUACCUCGCCGAGUUCAUCUCCACCUUCCUCUUUGUCUUCACCGCCGUCGGCUCCACCGUCUCUGCCCGGAUGCUCACGCCCGACGUCACGUCCAACGCCGCGUCUCUGGUGGCCACCGCCGUGGCACAAUCGUUCGGGCUCUUUGCGGCGAUCUUCAUCGCCGCCGACGUCUCCGGCGGCCACGUCAACCCAGCCGUCACGUUCGCGUUCGCCAUCGGCGGCCACAUCGGUGUCCCUAGCGCCAUCUUCUACUGGGCGUGCCAACUGCUCGGCUCCACGCUCGCCUGCCUCGUCCUCCACUACUUCUCCGCCGGCCAGGCCGUGCCGACGACGAGGAUCGCGGUGGAGAUGACCGGGUUCGGCGCGUCGCUGCUGGAGGGGGUGAUGACGUUCAUGCUCGUGUACACGGUGCACGUCGCCAGCGACCCACGCGUCGCGCGCGGCAGGAAGGGGCUCGCGACGACGGCGCUGGGCGCGCUGGUGGUCGGGCUCGUGCUGGGCGCGUGCGUGCUGGCGGCGGGCUCGCUCACGGGCGCCUCCAUGAACCCGGCGCGGUCGUUCGGGCCGGCGAUCGUCAGCGGAGACUUCAAGAACCAGGCCGUCUACUGGGUCGGCCCCAUGAUCGGCGCUGCCGUCGCGGCGCUGGUGCAUCAGAACCUGGUGUUCCCGUCCGCGCCCGAGCAGCCACUGCCGCACGAGCCGCGCCAUGGGAGCGUGGAAACGGUUGUUGUGUGA